Messenger RNA from Seriola dumerili (greater amberjack), 9955 nucleotides. RefSeq names its product trinucleotide repeat containing 18 (gene tnrc18). The record is from RefSeq and is a predicted model, not a curated record. The transcript is spliced from 31 exons. NCBI's taxonomy places the organism in Eukaryota, Metazoa, Chordata, Actinopteri, Carangiformes, Carangidae. Gene Ontology annotation, molecular function: chromatin binding. The coding region runs from base 218 to 9559 and encodes 3113 amino acids.
GUUCUCCCAGCAACCUGGACGGAUUUUGAGAAACGUUUGCAUUUUUAGCUCCUUACCCCCCCACAGAUUUUCUCCAUUCAAGUCAGCAGGAUGGCUGAGAAGGAGCUCGAAUCGCCUGGAAAACUAAAGACAUUAUUAUAGCCAGAAUUGUCUUUUUCGGAAUAGGGGGCCUAUCCGAACGGACAAUUUCUUUUUACAACUUUCCCCUCUGUGGAUAAUGGAUGGCAGAGAUUUUGGACCUCCUCGAUCCGUCCACGUACCACCUCCGUUGUUGGCGGGGCUCGCAAUGGAGUCUCACCGACUCGGAGCAGCAGCAGCAGCCGGGAGGAUCCCUCCCUCGCCCGGUCACUUGGGCGCGAGUCAUCCGCCGCCUCUCCACUCUGGAAAAUUCUUGCCAUCGGCCAUUAACCUACAUCCACACCACAGUGAUGCCUUCCCAUCAGGCUCCAGUCCCUUCCUGUCAGGUUAUCCAGGCCCCUCCCCCCUGACCUCUGACCCGGCGUACAGAUCGGCCAAUCCCAGCAGUCUGCAGAUGGCCCAGCUCUGGGCAUCACACGCUCAUGAAGGCUACCCUCCGCUGCCGAGCAGCCUCUACUCCAGCCCCUACCUGUCCCUGGGGCACCUGGAUCCUCCCUCGCUCUCCCAGCACCCGCUCUACGACUCGCAUAAAGAUGGUUUUUAUUUACCAGCCUCCUUGAGCCAGUCGCCUCUCCAUCCUCUGUCCGCGCCGCCGCCCGCCCCGUCCAGCUCAACGCCCCCCCAGAGGACGUCCCGGGACUGCGGCAGGGACCGGACCUACCGGGGGGAGAGGGACAGGGAGAGGGAGAGGGAGCGAGAGCGGUCGAGAGAGGAGCAGCGGCCACACAGCGUGGUCGACCUGACGCAAGACGGGAGGAGCGAGGAGGACCGCAGGGCGCGGAGCGGAGACCGGGAACGAGAAAGAGAAAGGGACCGGGACACGGAGAGAGACAGAGACACUUGGUCUUUCCAUCCUCACCUCCACCAGCACAAAUCGCACUCUCAGCCCUCCAUAGUGGAGGCCAGGUCCAGGCCCUCGCCUCCACAGCCCUGCCUCCCUCCAGGUGCGGGCAGGUUCCACGGACCAGAAACUGACAGAGGGGGUCGGGAUGAAGAUGGCGGCUCUCGACCCCAUCACCACCACAACUCUAACGCCAAUAACUCAAACUCUCAGUCGGACAGACAGAGGAGGAACGACUCUGUGGCCACGUCGGCCGGGACCCUCCACAUAUCUUAUGUCCUCCCCCCCGCGCUCCAGCCCUCCGUCGCCGGUCCGCCCCACCCCUCCACACCCAGAGAGCCAAUCAGAGAGCAGCGGGUCAGCGCCCCGACAUAUGUGCCUUCUGUGGAGGUUUACGACGAGCGGGCCGGGCCCAUCCAGAUCGCCUCGCAGGCCCGUGACAACAAACAGAGAGAGAGAGAGAGAGAACGAGAGCGGGAGAGAGACAGGGACAGAGAGCGAGAACGGGAGCGAGAUAGAGAUCGAGAGCGAGAACGGGAGCGUGAACGGGAGAGAGAGAGAGAGCGAGAACGGGAGAGAGACCGGGAGAGGGAGAGCUACCGGAGCCUGAUGGAUCACCCUCGACUCUCUCAGUCCGGCGAGUCCAACAAUCAAAGAGAGGAAGGUUCUGUCAUUUGUUCCAACGGCUCCGUCGGUAAACGAGGCGUGGACUCGUCGUACGCCUCCGGUCAAUCAAGGUUCAGCCCGGAAACCAGGGACAUCCCUAAACACUCACUCCGAUUGGGUAUAGAGCGGGCGGGGGCGGAGCCUAAGUGGAAUAACAUCAGCCCGUUGGCUAACUACGCCACGACUCACAUGGCCGCUCUGGCGGCCCAACACGGACACGCACUCUCCUCGCCGCACAGCCAGCCGACACACACACAGGUGUCCCACUCCCCCCACACGACUCACCGGCCCAACAACAACCCACACUCCCACAGCCAUUCCCCCCAGACACACCCCUCCCAACAUGGACAUGGGCGUGGAGGUGAGGAGGGGAGUCAGAGACGCUACCUGGACCCAUCAGCCCUCUACCGACCCGGGGGGUCGCUGGCGGGCGGGUCCGGUGGCGGAGAGCGAGGCGGGGGAGCCGGCUCAGACCCCACGGAGGUUUCGGCCAUGCAGAGUCUAAUUAAAUACAGCGGAAACUUCGGCGCUGAAGGUCCCGGGUCCUCCAGGCACGCCUCGGACGGCCGGGGGCCCUUUGGCGGUCUAGCUCACAUCGCGGUGGGGUCAGCCGGUUCGGGGGCGUUGAGGAUUCCUCCGCAGCUGAAGAGGGAGCAGGAGCGGCCGGACAGCGCCCGCUCGUUCGGCCGGGAGGGCGAGGGCGAGGUGCGCCACCCUCCGGUCGGCAUCGCUGUGGCCGUGGCCCGGCAGAGAGACAGCGGGAGCAGCGGCAAACCAACGAGCGGCGCCUCGGACACACAGAGGCCGCUGCUGCAAACAACCAUCAAAGAUGAGGAGCGGGGGGAGGACCGCGCUCGUCACCACGAUGACAGACUGCUGGCCGGCCGACUGGAGCGCGAGCAGGAGAAAGUGCUCAGAGAGUCCAAAGAGCUGGCGGAGUUCACUCAGAUGCAUCCUGCGCCUUUGUCCGGCGGCCUGACGCCCGGCAUGAUGACACCCAGCCUCAUGACCCCCAACCUCAUGGUGACGGGAGGGGCCGCGCUGGCGGGGGCGGGGCGUUGGCCUCCAGACCCCUCGACUCUGACCUCUCACCCCUGGAUACCCCGGCCCGGAGCCCCCCCAGUCUGGCUCUCCAGCGCCCCCUACAGCCUCGGUCCCUCCUCGCUCCACCAGACCCUCCCCCCGGGCUACCCCCCCUCUCUGCCAGGCUCCUUACCCCCGUCCUACCAGUUUGCCAGGGACCCACAGUCUGGACAGCUAAUAGUCAUCCCUACUGAACACCUGCCGCACUACGGGGGUGAUGUGCUGGAGCGUGGAGCCCCGGUGUGGUCGGGGGUUUACGGUACAGGCAGCUCGCUGCAGCACGCCGCCCAGCUCCAGCUCCUCUCCCAGCAGCAGAUGCUCCGGCAACAGGAGCUGCUCAUGAUCCAGCAGCACACGGCGCAGGUCCUGGAGCUACAGAGGAACGCACAGCUGGUCGAGCGUCUGAAGGCCAGCGAGCACCGGCCGGAGAUGGAGGACAAAGCAGACAAGCGGAACGCGGACCCCAAACCCAGACCCUCCUCGAUAUCUUCCCCGUCUCCCUCCCCCGUCCUGCAUCCUCGCAAACUCCCCCCUCCCUCUCGUUCGCCGACUCCCUCCACGUCCUCCCUCACCCCGCUGCCUCCGCUCCCCUCGCCGGUGACCACCCUCAAGUCGGAGGAAGGGGGGCAGAGGGUGUUGGCGCACCCGCCGACACCCCUGCCUCACCCGCCUUCACCCCGCUCGGCGUCUCCGCCCCCGUCCUCGCCACGGCGGCCUAAACAGGAAGCGGCCGAGGAAGGGGAGGUGGGACGGAGGGAGCAGACGGAGGGACAGAAGCCGACCUCUGCUUCCUUCCAGGGCAUCUACUCUGAUCUCCCUGCAGGUUACCCUUACCAGUCCAUUACUGCCCCAUUCGGCUCAGCUUUCCCCCCUUAUCACAUCCCAGCACCCUCUGGGGCAAACACAGAACAUGUCCCACCCCGCCGCUCCCGCUCUCCGCCCUCAGCUGCUCCUCUGCCGUCAGCACACCUCCACUCGAGGCUCCUGGACACCGACAUCAAGCCACAGAAACUGGAGCCGUCAAAGACGGGCUCUUUCCUCAAGCAGGAGCCCGGUGUCGAGCGGCCUCAGCUGGACGUGACGCCAGAACCUCUGGGUCCCCUUCGCCGGACCUGCAGCCCCGUCCGAGUCAUCAAGGAGAGAGAGACGGACGGGGAAGCCCCGAAACCCCAGCCCCAGCCUCCGCCACUACCUCUCCACGUCCCCAGUCCAACACCACAACAAGGGGAAAGACUGGAGGAAGUCAGAGAGGAAGAGAAGGAAGGAGGCCAAAUCAAAAUGGAAGUGUCGUCUUACCCGUGUCAGGCAGCGUAUCCUCUACCACCUCCGCUCACAGAGGCUGAGCCCAAACCGAAGGCCAUCAAGGCUCCGGAGCGAACACGAUACCCAUCAUGCAUCACUGUGGAUUCAGACAGCCAGGAGUCGGCUCAGAGGUGUGUGUCACUGGAGCAGAGCACCGGUGCUGUGUGUGAACCAGAGCAGCUCGACACUCCGAUCGACCCGCACACUCCCAGUCAGAAAGAAAGUGUUGCCGAAACCCCCGUUUACCCUCCCCCCACCCCCAGCUCUCCGCUCCCGCUGCUCAUCAGCCCCGAGGACCCCAUGGCGGGGAUGCUCGCCCUGCUGACGGCCAGCGAGAUGGCCGCCCAGGCCCGACCCAGCACCCCACCUGCCCCGAUACUCGUACCACAAAUCGACACCCCUCCUGUGGGUGAGGACUGCGGCAGCGCGGGGCCUCUGGAGAUGGUGGCGCUGGAGGGGAUGGCCCUGCUCAGCCAGAUGGCCCAGAGAGAGAUGGAGAACAUCAGCCAGGAGCAGGAUCUGACAUUGGAGGGUCUGGACUGUCUUCUCGAAGCGAGCAGACAGAUCCUGUUGGACGCCAUAGAGAAACAGUCGCACAUUGAUCUGCCCAGGACGCUGGAUCCCAACAAGAAGUACAGCUGGAGGCAGAGGAAGGAGGAGCCGCUGUAUAGUAAAAUGUCUGUGGACAUGUUGGACGCGGUGGAAGUGGAAUACCGCGUCCGCCUGGCUGAGCUGCAGAAGACGUAUAAGGAGAAGCAGAGGGAGCUGAGCAAGCUGCAGAGACGCAGGGACAAGCAUGAGCGGCAGCAGCAGGAGGAUGAGAGGCGGAGUCUCACCAGACGGGGCAGAGGACGACCCAGGAAGAGGAAACAUUUGGCCACACCUCCCAAACUGGACAGCAGGCCUGGAAAGGUGGGUAGGACGGUGCAAUACUCUGAGGACUCUGAAGCUGGGGAGGGACAGAGGAAGAGGUUCAGAGUGUCCAGAGAAGAGGAGGAGACGGAGGCAGGAAGUGGAGGAGUGAAGGUAAAGAAGAAGAAGAAGAAGAAGAAGAGCUGGAAUGACCACGAGCCGUCCACCAGUCACGCUCUGGAGGUGUUGAAGGCGAAGCGCGGCCACGUGUGCGAGCAGGAGCAGCUGGCGUCGGACCUCGACAGAGCUCUCUCGCUCUCGCAGCUCAGCUCGCUCGGCGCGUCCCGCAAACUCUCCUCCGGCAUGAAGUUAGACAAGUCGAAGGGCAAGUCCGCCGACGGUCGCGCCAAGGAGCGCGCCAUCCACUCCGCCGCCAAAGGAGGGAAACACAAGAUGACCGCCAAGGCUUCCGCCUCGGAGACCAUCCAGAAGGUGAAAGGUCAGAAGAAGAGCGCUCUCUUCUCUCCUGUGAGGUCAGAGCUCAGCAGCUGCUCCAACAACUCCGAUUCAGAGGAGCACAAUUCCGCUCGAGGGGGCUGGCCCCCUCUCUCAGGGACACGUUCCCACGGCAACCUGACCAGGAAGAGGCGGACCGCGUCGUCGCCGACGUCCCUGCUGUCCAGCCAGAAGUCUCAGAAGAAGAAACACAAGCACUUAUCCCUGCUGCUGGAGGAAGCGGGCCUCAGCUCCUCUGACGACUCCUUCGACCAAGAAACCUCGGAGGACGAGGACGACGAGGACGAAGACGACGAGGACGACGAGUCCGACUCGGAUGAUGGCGGCUGUGAGGAGAGCGGCUUGGGUCUGCUGGCUAGGUUUGCGGCGAGCGCGAUCCCUGUCAGCUCGGCCCCUUUGAGUCUCCUCCAUGACAGCAAACACCACAGCAGGCAAAGCACUCUGGGUUCAUCAGAGUGCGAGUGGUCAGACUCUGGCUCUGACUUGCGGCUGAGGAAGUUUCCCUCCCUGCUGCACGGCAAACGCUCCGCCCCAGAGCUCCCCCUGUUGCCCCCGGCAACCCGCCGCCAGUCCGACCAGUCCAGCCCCACCAAGCGGGAUGAAUCCCUGCCGGUCAAACGCAAGCCUCUGCCCAAACCACGGCCCUCACCUCGGUCGCCGCGGCGGUUCAGCUUCGACCUCGCCAGCGGCGCCGGGUUCGGAGGCUUCAGCGAGGACGAGGGCUGGAACCGACGACGCAGCGAGAGGAUUUUCCUCCACGAUGCCUCUACCUCAGCCAAUCAGAUGCCCGUGCCGGCCCCAGCUUCCACCAGUCAGAGCUGCUCCUCCUCCUCCUCUUCCUCCUCCUCCUCCUCCUCCUCCUCCAGCUCAGCUCCGCCUCUCACCCCGAAACCCACCUCCAGACCCAAACCCAGUCCGCCCGGCAGAGAGGGGAAAGACGUGGUGAGAAAGAAGAAGCUGAAGGACUCUCCUCUGCCCGUGAGCCCGUCCACUCCGCUGUGCAGUCCAAUCACAGACGGCCCCGCCCCUCUGAGCCUCAGCCCGCCACGCAAGAGCCAACCGAAAGCCAAGACCAAGGCCAGAGAGCCCUCCAGGGGAGCGGUGAGCCGGCUGAUGGAGAGCAUGGCAGCAGACGAGGACUUUGAGCCCAACCAGGACAGCAGCUUCAGCGAGGACGAACUCCUCCCACCACACAGCAACAGCGUCUCUGAGAGGUCGUCCACACCCGCUCCGGUGCAGUGUGUGUUGGAGAAGGAUUCUCUGGUGGACGGACUCAGAGUUUUGAUCCCAAUGGACGACCAACUACUGUACGCCGGACAUGUGAACACUGUACACUCCCCUGACAUAUACAGCGUGGUGGUGGAGGGGGAGAGAGGGAACCGACCACACAUCUACUGCCUGGAACAACUGCUGCAGGAAGCUAUCAUCGAUGUGAAGCCUCCGUCCGUGCGCUAUCUCCCAGAGGGAACCCGCAUCGCUGCCUACUGGAGCCAGCAGUACCGCUGCCUCUACCCCGGCACCGUCGUCAACGGAAGUUCAGAUAUUGACGAGAAUGAUGAUCUGAUCACCGUGGAGUUUGACGAUGGCGACACAGGCCGCAUCCCCCUCUCCCACAUCAGACUGCUGCCGCCAGACUACAAGAUCCACUGCGCCGAGCCGUCCCCUGCGCUGCUCGUGGCGAGCUGCUCCCGGAGGAGAGUCCGCAAAUGCAGCAAAGAGGGCAAAGAGGCGGGAACGAAGCCAGAGGACAGCGCUCCGAAGAUCAAAGGAAAACCCGGUCGCAAACCCAAACCCAAACCAGAGACCUCCGUGAACCAGGAUGGCCGGGAGAAAACCGAUCCUCCACCUUCCUCCACCCAGCCUGCAGAGAGACCCCAGGCUCCAGCGAAGCCCGCCCAGGACAGGACCUCCUCCGUCCAGAAGGCGGGUCAGGAGAAGCCCCGCCCCGCGUCCCGGCCAACGAUGGGAACCCAGACGAAACCGGGCCGCAAAAGCUCCACCACGUCCCCCGCGAGCAGCCCCACCCUUCCCUCCCCGGUGCCCAGGAAGAGCGGCUCGGCCCAGCCUCCCGCUUCUAAACCGGCCCGUGCUCUCCCUCCUUCCCUCUACCCCUCCACCUACGGGAAAGUCCUGACUGUGGAUCUGUACAGCGAGCCCAACCUCAGCUCGUACAACAGCCAGCGCAGAGAGAGAGAGAGAGAGAGGGAGAGGGAGAGGGAGAGGGAGAGAGAGAGGGAGAGUACCAGCAGCGUCAGUCCCACCACCAACAGACCCAUGUCCAGACCCAUGGCAACGUCAGCUGCGCCCAAGCCCGGUGCGUCAUCCACGCCCAGGCCCGCCUCUGCCUCCACACCCAAAACUAAACCCUCCUCGGACCAUCACAGCAGCUCCAGACCCAGCCUCGGCUCCGGGCUCAUUCCCAGCCCCAUCUCCCGGCUAUCAUCAGGCAAGCCCGGCUCUUCUCUCGCUCCCAGACCUUCAUCGUCGUCGUCAUCCUCAUUAUCAUCAUCGUCAUCGUCGUCAUCUGCCCCCAGACCCAAACUAAAGAUGCCGUCUGACCAGCUCUCCUCCAGCUCCAGAACCAGCUCCAGCUCCAGCUCCAUCUCCAGGCCCAAGCCCGGCCCGGGGCAGAGCGACGGGGGGUCGGCGGUGAGGCGGAAGUCCCUGUCAGCGGAGCCCCUCGUGAAGCUGGACCAUGAAGGUGUCACCUCGCCCAAGACCAAGAAGACCAAGGCCCUGAUGUUGCUAGAGGGUCGGGGCGUCAGACGAGAUCACGCCCCCAUCACCACGGCCUCAGCCAAUCAAAAGCUGCUAAAAGCUAAGCCGCGGGCUCCAGAGAGAGACUCCAGCCUGCCAGAGAAAGACUCCGCCUACAAAGCACCCAUGCUGCCUAAGGAGAAGACGGACAGCCGUGGAAGUGGAGGUAGAGGACAGGAGGUGGACGCCAGAGAGGAGAAAGUUAAAAAAGAAGAGAGAAAGGAGGUGGAGAAAAGAGAGGAGAGAAAGAUGAAAGAGGAGUCUCAGAGCAGCAGCAGCUCCGAGUCAGAGGAAGAAGGCGAGAAAGGGAAAAUGAAGAAAAAGAAGAAAUGCACCUCAAGCUGCUCUUCCUCCUCUUCAUCCUGCUCUGGUUCCUCCUCUUCCUCUUCGUCGUCGUCGUCCUCAUCGUCCUCCUCCUCCACCGACGACUCGUCCUGCAGCUCAGAUGAAGAGAGGACCCCCACGCCUCCGCCAGGCCCCGUCUCCCCGCCUCCGGCGCAGGACAAACCCAAAGAAGAGACGAAAGAGGAGGAGGAAGAGGAUGUGAAGACGGAGGCGGAGGUGAAAGUGGAGGAGGAGGAACUGUCACCUCCCUCAGAAUCUCCCUCCCCUUCGACCUCUCCGGCUCCCGCUGCUCCUGCUCCCGCUAAAUCUGGUAAACCGGCCACGGGGAAGGGCUCCGGGCAAAGGGGUCGCCCCCCGAAACCGAAGCCCAGUGGAGGAGAGGGGAAAGUGGGGAGACCAAAGCGGAGAGAGGGGGUCCACCUCCCCACCACCAAGGAGCUGGCUAAACGUCAGAGGCUCCCCAGUGUGGAGAACAGGCCCAAGAUCUCUGCUUUUCUUCCAGCCAGACAGCUCUGGAAGUGGUUUGGGAAACCCACUCAGAGACGCGGUAUGAAGGGCAAAGCGAAGAAGCUCUUCUAUAAGGCCAUCGUUCGCGGCCGAGAGAUGAUCCGCAUCGGUGACUGUGCCGUGUUCCUGUCCGCUGGUCGGCCCAACCUGCCUUUCAUCGGCCGCAUCCAGAGCAUGUGGGAGUCCUGGGGCAGCAACAUGGUGGUCAGGGUCAACUGGUUCUAUCACCCGGAGGAGACGAACCCCGGCAAGAAACUCACUGACAAGAAGAACUGGGAUCAGAUCUGCAGCCAGUCUUUACCAGCAGCUCUGCACUCGUCUAUCCAGAGGAAAGACUUCAUGGAGCGCGCCCUGUACCAGUCGUCUCACAGCGACGAGAACGACGUGCAGACGGUCAGCCACAAGUGCCUGGUGGUGAGCGUGGACGAGUACGAGCAGAUGACCCACACGCGCCGCUACGCCGACAGCGAAGACCUCUACUACCUGGCCGGCACGUAUGAACCCACCACUGGCAUGAUCUUCAACACCGACGGAGUCCCGGUCAUCUGCUAAACGCUACGAGUUGCUGAAACCAAAUUGUGAUCCGACUCACCAACCGUGGACCUCAGUAGGAGUCGAAACCCAACCCGUGGUCUCUCCAAGUCUAAUCACUGAUCUUCAGUCAUGAUGGAUCUUUUUCGCAGACGUGACUCGACGAACUCAACUGCUCCGAUUUACCAUGAUACACUUCGAGACGGACUGUCACGAACAGCUACUACUACAGAGACAGGAGACACUACAGACAGUAUUAAAAAAGGAACAAGUCUCCGGAAACAUUUGCACACACAGACUCCAUCGACACAAACUGUCGCACUCGUCGUGUUCAUGGGGAAAGUUUCACAACACGCGAGCGCUUCAGUCUCCUUUUACAUGUAAAUACAACUUACAUGAACACAGACACGUACUCAC